UAACAGAUACCAUCCAGGUAACAAUAAAACACUAUAAUGCAUAGUAAAACAUUGGCCACGGUACUAGUGGUUGUGGUUACCCUAAUGGGUGCCGAUGCCAUUUUGGACCAAGUGAAAAAACAUUUCCCCAAAGCGGCCCUCAAGGCGUACGAGGAGGGCGUCCAUCAUGCUGAGAAAAUGGGCAGUAAAGUGAUUGGAGAGGGCUUUAAACACCUGUGCGAAGGGGCUGAGAAAGGCGCCGGACAUGCCAUGAAAAUGCCUAAAUGCGAUUCAGCGCACGCCAACAACGAAUUCUGCAAAGCAAUGGCCACGGGUGCGACCGGGGCUCAAAUGCUGUGCCAUAUGGCGGCCCAAAAGGGCGAGGAGUGGUACGGAAAGGCCGCCGGUUGUCUGAAAGAGCCUAAGGCUAAACAGUUAAACUGUAUGUCUGUUUGGUAUGAAGAGAUGAAAUUAACCGCAGAAACCAUUAAGGCCGGCGCAGAGGCGGCCGGUUAAGUGCCAAGGUCAUAUUCCUGACCAGCCCUUCCCACCAACGAAAUUGUAUUAACCAAUAAAUGUUGAAAUAAAAUGCUUACAAUGAUUAUA
Molecule: messenger RNA, 585 nt
Organism: Medioppia subpectinata
Lineage: Eukaryota; Metazoa; Arthropoda; Arachnida; Sarcoptiformes; Oppiidae
Source: the annotation of a GenBank genome assembly